This is a messenger RNA of Acanthoscelides obtectus, 2255 nucleotides long. Lineage: Eukaryota; Metazoa; Arthropoda; Insecta; Coleoptera; Chrysomelidae. The record is from the annotation of a GenBank genome assembly.
CAUCAAGUGAACGACAGCUAUUUUCUGCUUGACAUAUUGUAGGAAACGCUAUAUAAUGUCACACAAAACCUACAUGUCGACAAAAAAAAGACAAUGUCACUUUUCAAGUUACGUAAUACCCCUGCGGGAUGACGGAAUAUAUCGCGUAUGAAAACAUAUAGUUAUUCAAUCCGUGUAGUGUGAAAUACCAAAUCAGUUUUUGUCUAUCAAGUUGUUAUAACCGUGGAUUGGCCCCUUAUUAUAACAUCUCUCGUUUUGUGCGUCGGAAGUUAAAAAUUAGCAGUCAAUUAUAGUGCUUCAUUUUAGAUUUAUUUAAAUGUUGAAUUCCCAAAUCUACCUUGGAGCACCUUGUAUAUUAUUUCAGCGAACACAAUGUGUGUGUUUCAACACAGAACUGUAAACACAGAAAUAAUUGAUCCCAAUUAUGUGUUCACCUUUUACACACCAUUAUCUCCGUUCGGUAAGAUUAUCACUUUUACAAUUACUUUAAAAGCAGUUUGCAUCCAAUUGAAAACAGUCACUUCACUCCACAUUCCCAAAUCGUAAACAUCCAAAAUGAAGAUGUUAAACACCCUGUACCUCAACGGAAACAACCUCACUAUAGAAGACCUAGUUUCCGCAACGCUUAAAACAGAAGUUAAACUGAGCGAUACAUCUUGGCAAAGAGUUGAUGAAUCCAGAGAGUUUAUAGAGACGAUUUUAGCUGAAGAAAGACCUGUAUAUGGAGUCAAUACGGGACUAGGCAGUUUUUCCGAAGUUGUUAUAAGUCCGAAAAAGCUGCUGGUGCUGCAGAACAACAUCAUCAGGUCACAUGCCGCAGGAGUCGGAAAACCUUUGAGUCCAGAAAGGGUCAAGAGGAUGCUGAUUCUUAGGCUGAAUCUGUUCGCAAAAGGUCACAGUGGAAUAAGCAGAGAGACGCUAAACCACAUAAUAGCAUUCUGUAACGCAGGGUGCGUCUCAAAAGUCCCAGAACAAGGAUCUGUGGGUGCUAGCGGUGAUUUGGCACCUUUGGCACAUCUGGCACUUGGAAUGUUAGGAGAAGGUGAUAUGUGGGACCCAGAACUAGGCUCUUGGCAACCUGCCAAAACCGUGAUCGACAAAUAUGACCUGCCUACGUUGAAACUCAAACCAAGAGAAGGUUUAUCUUUGAUCAACGGUACUCAAAUGAUUGUCUGCCUGGGAGCCGAAGCUAUCCAUAGAGCAGAGAACCUAGUCAGAUGCGCAGAUAUAAUCACCAGCUUAUCAGUGGAAGUGUUGAAAGGAACUGUGAAUGCAUUUUCCUCGCAGAUUCACAGGGUUCGUCCUCAUCCUGGACAGCAAAUUUCAGCAAGGCACAUCAGGUCUUUGCUAAACAGCGUUAUAUUUCCUUCGGAGAUCUCAAAUUCGCACAAAGAUUGCAAAAAGGUUCAAGACGCUUACUCCAUAAGAUGUGCGCCUCAAGUACAUGGCAUUGUCUACGAUACCCUGAGGUUCGUUAAAGAAGUUCUAGAAACUGAAAUGAACAGCGCGACAGAUAACCCGCUGGUGUUCUGCGAUACCAAGACAGUUUUAAGUGGAGGUAACUUCCAUGGAGAAUAUCCAGGCAAAGCCUUGGACUACUUGACAAUAGCUGUCAGCGAACUUGGCUCUAUUUCUGAAAGGCGCACAGAGCAAAUGCUCAACAGGCAUUUGAAUGGCCUACCUGGAUUCUUAGUGAAAGACGGAGGGUUCAAUUCAGGCCUUAUGAUUCCUCAAACAACACAAGCUGCUCUGGUUAGCGAAAACAAAACGUUAUGUCAUCCAGCAACGGCUGAUUCAGUGCCUACAAAUGCCGCUAAAGAAGAUCACGUUUCUAUGGGCAACUGGGCAGCCAGGAAAUGUCUCCAAGUUCUAGCUAACGUAGAAUACAUUUUGGGAAUUGAACUGAUGACUGCGAUACAAGGCCUAGAACUACAUCGACCAAUGAGGUCAACCAAACCUAUCGAAAGCGUAUUUCAGUUAGUCAGAGAUGCGGGAAUAGAAGCUUUGGACACAGAUCGAUUCUUGGCUCCAGAUAUGGAAAUAGCAAAGAAUCUCGUCGCUAAAAGGAAGCUACUCAAUUUGAUUGAACCUCACUGGGAUGAUUGGAGUGAAAAUAUUGAAGAUACUGGACUAAACCACAAUAACGACUUGAAAACAAAUGGAAACAAAAAAUGGUGAUACUAUAGCUUUAGAUCAGGAAAUAUUUUUCUUGGUAACUGUAUAUUUGAUUCUGUGAAUAAAACUUACAAUCGAAA